Messenger RNA from Morchella importuna, 831 nucleotides. RefSeq lists its product as uncharacterized. The transcript has a single exon. The coding region runs from base 1 to 831 and encodes 276 amino acids. Gene Ontology annotation, molecular function: protein binding. Gene Ontology annotation, cellular component: endoplasmic reticulum; Dsc E3 ubiquitin ligase complex. Gene Ontology annotation, biological process: protein processing. The record is from RefSeq and is a predicted model, not a curated record. Lineage: Eukaryota; Fungi; Ascomycota; Pezizomycetes; Pezizales; Morchellaceae.
AUGGGCGAGUCCUCCUCCUCCGCCGCCGCAGCUGCAGCCACAGCCUCCAUCCCCCCCCUCGCAGCAGCAGACGAACCCGACGCGGCCCUCUCCCCACUCUCGCUCACCAUCCGCUUCACCAACGCCCUCCCCGACACGCCCCUCUUCGUCUCCUCCGCCACCACCACCACCGUCUCCGCACUCAAGCAGCAGCUGCGCGACACCCUCCCGCCCGACCACGCCCGCCGCCGUCUCCGCCUCAUCUACGCCGGAAAAGUCCUCCCCGACACCGCCACCCUCGCCUCCCAGAUCGCCACUCCCCGCCCCCCCAGCGGAAAAGGCAAAGAGCGCGCCACCGAUGACAGCCACACCCGCCCCGUCUACAUCCACUGCAGCGUCGGCGAUGUCCUCACGGACGCCGAGCUCGCCGCCGAGGCCGCAAACGAAAAGAUGACAGCGCCAGAGGCGGCCCCCGCGCCGCCGCGCACAACGCUGCCGCAGCCGCUGGGCUUCGACCGGCUGCUGUCGGCGGGCUUCUCGGAGGCGGACGUGGCGAGCCUGCGCCUGCAGUUCAACCGGCUGCACGGGUACUCGCGCGACGAGGAGGAGAACGCGCGGCUACUGGAGGACCGGUGGAUCGAUGAGAGCGCGGGGCAGGGGCAGGAGCUCGCCGACGGGAGCCCCGCGGGCAGCUAUGAGGAUAUGUUUGUGGGCAUGGCGAUUGGGUUCUUUUGGCCUGUGGCGAUAUUCUUGAUGAGGGAGGAGGGGGUGUUUAGUAAGAGGAGGCAGAUGGCCGUGGUGGCGGGGCUGUUGGUGAAUUUGGCGUUUUCGGUGUUGAGGAUUUCGUCGUAG